Molecule: messenger RNA, 444 nt
Organism: Impatiens glandulifera
Lineage: Eukaryota; Viridiplantae; Streptophyta; Magnoliopsida; Ericales; Balsaminaceae
Exons: 1
Coding region: 1-444 (147 amino acids)
Molecular function (GO): nucleic acid binding
Source: RefSeq, a predicted model, not a curated record
AUGGCUGGCCAAAAUCCUAAGUCAUGGGUAACUUGGCUUUCUUUAGCGAAAUGGUGGUACAAUACCAACUUUCACUCGACAACUUUAUCAUCACUAUAUGAGAUUGUAUAUGGACAACCUUCAUCAUUAAAUUAUCCUUAUUUGGUUGGAGAAUCAAAAGUAGAAGCAGUUGAUCGUAGCCUAUCUACUAGGGAAGAAUCCCUUAAGAUGCUGAAAUUUCAUCUUCAAAGAGCCCAAAACCGCAUGAAACAACAAGCUGACAAAAAAUGGGUGAACUGUGUGUAUGAAGUAAGGGAUUGGGUGUUUGUUAAAUUACAGCCAGAUCGACAAUUGUCAAUUCGAGGAAAAUGUACAAACUUAGUCCAAAAUUCUAUGGACCCUUUCUGGUGGUGGAAAAUUGGAAAAGUUGUAUAUAAGUUGGACAUUCCUCAAUAUCACGAAUGA